GUUCGUGCAACGUUUGGUGGCACACAGCAAACAUCAACAGUGACAAUAGCAGCAGUAGCAGAAAGUGAGCGAUCGUUGUGAGAAGGUGCUUGAAGUUGAGUGUGCAAAGCAAACAUUAAAAAUAUAUAUAAAAAACAAGUAAGAAGAAGGAAAAAGAAAUUUAUAAUUCCCUGACACCGUGGUGUUUGGGGAUAACCACACAAGGUGCUGUAGAAAAGUUUUGCGAAAAUUAAAUAAAAUAAAAGUUUGUGACUUGAAGGAAGAAAAAAUAUAUUAAACCCAAACUUGAGUUGACAAACAAAUCUGUGAUUUUAAUAAAAACAUUUAAAUCGCCACUAAAAGCUGAAUAUCAUUUCGUACUUGAAAUCGGAGGAAUACUAUUCGCGCAACAUGAAUAUCCAUUGGAUAUGGCUACCCCUAUUGUUGGCAUUGCUUUUUAUCAGCAAACCAGCUGAUGGCGCUAAGCAGGACGAAUCGCAAACUACAGCAAAACAAAGCGAUGAGACAAGCACAGUGCUAAUAACCACUGUUGCCGACAGCGACACCAAAGCAUCUUUGAAGAUUAGCCAUAAUAGUACCUUCAGCUCCAAUAAUACCACAAAAACUACCGAAAAAGCCAGCUACCCGAAGAAGGUACAGUCACUGAAGAAGCGACCAACGAAAACGCCCACAUCCUACGUGACCGCGGCGACAACGUCAAACUCGAAAAGCAAACGCAAAAAAGUAACGGAUGUGACGGCCGCCUUCAAGGACUUACCAGCUGACGAUUUGGAAUUCAUCAAAGAGCUGGACAAGCAAUUCCAACUGCAUGGCGAAAAGAUCAAAAUCAAGGUGGAACACGACAACACCACCGAGAGCGAGAAGCAGAAUAGCAAGCGCACCAUUGACGGCGAGUUGGGCUAUGGCGCCUACUCUUCGCACAACGGCUACCAUUAUGAGCGGCCCAAAUUUGUGUUCUAUCCUUACUCGCAACAGAACAUACCCGCCGAUGCGCCUGGCUACUAUCCACCCAAGACGGAUGUCAGCAUUGAGCCUUCCUACUCAUAUGAGCUUCAGCCGCAGAGCUAUGUGGAGCAACCGGAACAUGGCGCAGAACAGCCGCCAAACGUGCUUGAUGUGCCGCGCCAUCCGCAUCAACCGACAACGCAGCAGGCACAGCAUGGCGGCUACGAGGAGCCCGUCAUCGUCUUGCGCAUACCCGGUCCCACCAAGUAUGCCUCUCAUCUUCAAACGCUGCUGCAGCAGUAUUUGGAGAUACGCGCGGCGCAAUACCUGCGCAUAUUGGAAGAAGCCGAGCAGCAAAGCCAUCAGUCACAUGUACAGCACCAACAACAGCAACACCAAGUGCUUCAACAGCAGCAGCACGAACAACAAGCACAUCUGUACGAAGAACAAGUACAGCAGCAACAGCACGCGGUCGCACCAGCGCAAGCGUACGCUGAGCCAACGCAUGAGCUGCAACCGCCAACGCAUGGACAGCAUACCGCUCAGCAGCUAACUGCAGCAGAAGAGGAGCAUGGCUAUUCUCCUGAAGUGACGUAUGCGCAUCAAGUGGCCGCUACUCCACAACCGAUUGCGUAUCCGGGAAUCAAUGAGGUCUACCAAGGCUACAAGGGAAAAGUGAAUGCGCAGCAUGAAGCACCACUGCAGCAACAUCAUCUGGUGCAGCAUCAACAUCACCAGCAGCAGCAGCAAGAAGUAGAAUAUGUGCCACAGCAGCAAAUUGAAGCGGAACAUCCGCAGCAACAAUACUUUGUACACGCCGCGCAGCAGCCGGCGGUGCCGCAAUACUACUACGUGCCGGAAGCACAAUUUGGCGCGCAUGGCGGCAGCACACACUACCAAAAUGUCUACUUUAUGGCGAUAUCGCCGCAGGGCGCCUACGAUGGGCAUGCGGCGCAGCACGCGGCGUCGUUGCAGCAUCAGCCCAUCUAUGUGCAGGAGGAGGAGCAGGACCUGCAACAACAUCACCACCAACACCAACCGGCAGCACCACAGCAAUCGCUGCAACAGCAUGAACAGCAACACGAGUUGGCUGCCGCGCAUGCCGAAGCGCUGAACGAGAAUAGCCCACGCCAAACGCACACCAAAGUCAUUUACACGCACAACAGCGAGAAAGGCGCCGCAGAUUAUGCCGGUAGCUAUAAAUUGCCAUCGAUACGGCCAUUCGAACGCCAUGCCAGCACAUCAGCAGCAGCGUACCACCACCAGCAACAACUGCAAGCGCAGCUGCUGCACGAACAGCAGCACGAGCAACUGGAAUUGGAGCAGCAAGAGUAUCAGCAGCCAGAGCUGCACCAGCAGCAAAUCGACUAUGAUGCGGCUCCCACGCAUGCCGCCUCCGAGAAUGAACAAUCGGCUGCAGUCACACCGCGUCCAUUUAAUUAUCACGCGCAUAGCGCAAAACCCGCGCGACGACGCGGCAAUCGUAAGCGUGGCGCCACAACGCCUCCAACCACUGCGGCGCCAAGUGUCGCGCAAGUAGAUGAACACUUACAGAAGAUACGCAAUUUCGUGCGCGAGAAUUUGGGCGCCCAAAUGAGCACGGCUGUGGAGUACAAAACGACGACGGUGGUAAAGAGUUAGGCAGGCGGAGGUGACGCGUGUGGAGAGAUGCUUGCGCGUGAUGCGCUUCGAUGCGGUGUGCGCGCCGUGAAAUAUGCUACAAAAUGCGAAAUGCAUGGGAUACUGAAAUAAUUUUUUCAACAUCAUUUUGCGCCAGUUUCUCAUUUACGUACAUACAUACGUAUAACGAAUAAGCCUAGCUACCUUGAAUUCCUAGUACUCUCAUAUUUUGUAACAUAAACUCGCAAGAGAAUAAAGUUAUAUACAUAAUUUGUAUCUCACCUUUAAG
This is a messenger RNA of Rhagoletis pomonella (apple maggot), 2854 nucleotides long. Its product is annotated as putative mediator of RNA polymerase II transcription subunit 26. Lineage: Eukaryota; Metazoa; Arthropoda; Insecta; Diptera; Tephritidae. The transcript is spliced from 3 exons. The record is from RefSeq and is a predicted model, not a curated record. The coding region runs from base 391 to 2586 and encodes 731 amino acids.